CAACCUUAGAGCAGAGGCUUACCGAGUGUCCGGAAGAUGACAACGGCCCCCGCCUGCAGCUUGGACACCUGGGGGAUGACCUGCACCCACUAGAAUGCCUGGAUGGUUCAAAAAGGUGUGGUACGGGCUGGCAUCUUUACUCAGCUUCUCCUCCUUCAUCCUGAUAAUCGUUGCUCUGGCCAUGCCCCACUGGCUGAGUGGGAAAAUCCUUUGUCAGACUGGAGUGGACCUGGUCAAUGCCACUGACCCAGAGCUGGUCAAAUUCAUUGGGGACAUUUAUUACGGACUCUUCCGAGGCUGUAAGGUGAGGCAGUGCGGGCUCGGGGGCCGCCAGUCCCAAUUCACAGUCUUCCCACACCUGGUGAAGGAGCUCAACGCGGGUCUCCACGUGACGAUUCUGCUUCUCCUCUUCCUGGCUUUGCCCCUGGCUCUGGUCAGCAUGGGCUUUGCCAUUCUCAACAUGAUCCAGGUUCCGUACAAGGCGGUCAACGGUCCCGGGGGCAUCUGCCUAUGGAAUGUCCUCGCAGGUGGAGUCGUGGCGUUGGCCAUCACCAGCUUCAUGGCCGCGGUGAAAUUUCACGACCUGACAGAACGAAUCGCCAACUUUCAGGAGAGGCUCUUUCGCUUUGUUGUGGUGGACGAACAGUACGAAAAGUCAUUUUGGAUCUGCGUAGCCAGCGCCUCAGCUCAUGCUGCAAACUUGGUUGCGGUGGCCAUUAGUCAAAUUCCCCUCCCAGAGAUUAAGACCAAAAUAGAAGAGGCCACGGUCACAGCCGAAGAUAUCUUGUAUUAAUAGCCUUCUCCUGCUCA
Messenger RNA from Rhinolophus ferrumequinum (greater horseshoe bat), 810 nucleotides. RefSeq names its product clarin 2 (gene CLRN2). The record is from RefSeq and is a predicted model, not a curated record. The coding region runs from base 95 to 793 and encodes 232 amino acids. The transcript is spliced from 3 exons. NCBI's taxonomy places the organism in Eukaryota, Metazoa, Chordata, Mammalia, Chiroptera, Rhinolophidae.